UGGAUCUCCUCCAGCAUCAGGGAUCCAUUUAUUCUAUUUACUGAUUUAACGGUUUAAUCGGUUUACAACUAAUGGUUUUCGGUUAAAAUUGAAACCAAACUAAUUAUUAGAGUUUGAAAUCAAAACCAACCCGAUUCGAUUCGAUUUGGUUUUGCGAUUUCGGUGCUGAAUUGAUACCCUCUUUUCCAGUCACCAGUGUGGUUCGAAGUCUAAAUACAGCGAAACAGAGAGGACCUAUGUAGAGCAGGAUGCGGUUUUGUUAUGAAAGUCAGUUUGAGAUAUUUUCCAUUUUCCCGGAAGCUUCAUCAAGGAACAUGGCAGAAAUUUGGGUUGUUUCCUCACCAAUUUCUGCCCAAUUUCUCGUCAAGUACAUUAAAUACUUCUGUAACCAACAAACUGGAAAAAACAAUCGCUAGUCUCAUUGGCAUCAAUCCCAGAACAGCUUUCGUAGCUUAUGCAGAAACUUGUGUUUCUGUCUUAAAGAUCCUUUCCACUCAUGGCUUUAUCAGAGAAGGGAGAGCAUUUCAUGGGCAUUUUAUCAAAAUGGGCAUCUCGUCAGAUCGAUAUAUAAGCGUCAAGCUCCUUAUCAUGUACUUGAAUUGCAAGAUAAAUGUUGACGUUGAGGAGAUACUUAGAGAAUUUGGUGGGUUUGAUAUUGUUGCUUGGAAUUGUAUGAUCACGGCUCGAGUCCAGCAGGGCAAUCUACAAGCAGCUCUUCAGUUGUUCGAUGAAAUGCCUGAGAGAAACGAGGUCACCUGGACUGCAUUGAUUGCGGGGUUCAUGCAAUUUGGAAGAGUGGAUGAUUCAUUGUGGUAUUUCGAGAGGAACCCAUUUCAGAAUGUAGUUUCUUGGACUGCAGUAAUCAGCGGUUUUGUUCGGGAUGGGUCAAAUGUUGAAGCCUUGAAUUUUUUCUGCAAAAUGCUUGAGCAUGGAACCAAGCCAAACAAUGUGACCUUUACUUCCAUUCUUGGAGCUUGCAUUGGGUUGGGUGAUCUUAAAUUAGGCCGGAAUAUUUUGGGAUUGAUUGUUAAAUUGGGUUUUGAGGACAAUUUAUCUGUUUGUAAUGCUCUAAUCACAUUUUACGUAAGGAUGGGUGAGUUUGACUUGGCAUGGAGAGUUUUCGAUCGGAUGGAAAGCAGAGACGUAAUUUCUUGGACUGCGAUCCUCGAUUUAUAUGUUGAGAUGGGGGAUAUGUUAGAAGCUCGUCGGAUUUUUGAUGAGAUGCCUGAGAGAAACGAAGUUUCUUGGAGUGCAAUGAUUGCAAGGUAUAGCCAAGGAGGGGAUGCCAAAGAAGCACUGAAACUCUUUGUUGACAUGCUUCGUGAUGGAUUUCGACCAAAUCUCUCUUGUUAUUCUAGCAUUCUUAGUGCGUUGGGUAGCAUUGAGUGUUUGCGUCUAGGGACAAGCAUUCAUGGAGAUGUUAUCAAAAUUGGAAUUGAAAGGAAUGUCUUUAUAGGUGGCCCUCUGAUUGACAUGUAUUGCAAAUGUGGGCAGACUGCAGAUGGACGUCUUGUCUUUGAAUUGAUUUCAGAGAAGAACUUGGUAUGUUGGAACUCUAUGGUUGCAGGGUAUGGUUUAAAUGGUCAACUAGAGGAAGCUAAGGAGUUGUUUGAGCAGAUCCCUAGGAGAAAUAGUAUCUCCUGGAAUACAAUGAUUUCUGGUUAUGUACAAAACGAACACUGUCAUGAGGUGUUGGAGGUUUUCAAUCAGAUGUUGUUGUCAGGAGAAACUCCAAACGAAUCUACAUUCUCCAGUGUCUUGCGUGCUUGUUCAAGCUUGGCCUGCCUAGAGAAAGGCAAGAACCUUCAUGGGAAGAUUAUCAAACUUGGGAUUCAGUAUGAGCUCUUCGUGGGGACUGCACUUACUGAUAUGUAUGCAAAGUCUGGGGACAUAGAAAGCUCCAAGCAGGUUUUGAAUAAAAUGCCUGAGAAGAAUGAGGUCUCUUGGACUGCAAUGAUUCAAGGGCUUGCAGAUAAUGGGCUUGCAGAGGACUCUCUUAAUCUGUUUGAUGAAAUGGAAAGAACAUCGAAUGUGGCUCCUUCUGGGCUUAUGUUCUUAGCUGUUCUUUUUGCUUGUUCUCAUUUUGGAUUGGUUGAGAAAGGGUUCAAGUACUUUGAGUCAAUGGAAAAGGUCUAUGGUAUAAAGCCAACUGGUAGACACUAUACCUGCAUUGUUGAUUUGCUGGCACGAUCAGGGCACCUUAGAGAGGCUGAAAAUUUCAUUAAAGCGAUGCCAUUUCAACCUGAAGCUAAUGCAUGGGCUGCUCUAUUGAGUGGUUGUAGUGUUUAUAAGAAUGAGGAGAUAGCAGAAAGGACUGCUAAGAAGAUCUGGGAAUUGUUGGAGGAGAACUCAGCUGGUUAUGUCUUGCUGUCAAAUAUAUAUGCUUCGGCUGAGAGAUGGAGUGAUGUUUCAAGAGUGAGAAAAUUAAUGAGGGAGAAGGGAUUGAAGAAGAUUGGUGGGUGUAGUUGGAUUGAGGUGAGGAAUCAAGUCCAUUCUUUCUAUUCUGACGGGAGCCACUCACAUUUGUCUGAUAUUGUCAGGAUUUUGGAACUCCUUAUGUCCGAAAUGAUGGUUGCUAGUCUAAGUGGUGAAUUUGAGGUUCAGAUUUAAGAAACACGUGAAAGCCAUUGCUGAGUUCUUAUUUGAUGGAUAUCAUUUGUCAGAAAUUAUUCCAAGUUCCUGGUGGCUAAUAUGGGUUUAAAUGCAUUUUCUUGGUGAUUUCAGGAGCCCCAGUCAGUGGACUCAUUUGCUUCUGAGGCUCCAAGGAAAGCUGAAAUUUUGAAACUUCUGAUCUUUCUCAUUGAAGGUAUCUUAGUGAUAGCCCGGCAUUGAGAUUUUUGUCCUAGAGGUUGUUUUUUGAUACACCAUCAACUUAACACUACUCUCUUUCCAUGGGGAGGAUCAGAAUUCUGUAUUGUGUGCCAAGAAAUGCUCAGAAGGCUACUGCAAAAGUGGGCCAUCAUGCGUUUCACUUUUCAUCUCUGAUUGAUGUAAUUCAAACUAGAAAAAGAGGGGGGCCUCUUGGUGGAGUUAGUGCCCCGGCAAAUCAGCUUUUCCAUAUAAAAAUAGGAAGGUCUCAAUGGUCUGAAUGAAGGUGUAAAAGGUCAAGAGUGAGGGCAGGAGAAUAAUAAGAAUGUCAUUAAUUCGAUUAA
This is a messenger RNA of Macadamia integrifolia, 3152 nucleotides long. Its product is annotated as pentatricopeptide repeat-containing protein At2g13600-like. The record is from RefSeq and is a predicted model, not a curated record. NCBI's taxonomy places the organism in Eukaryota, Viridiplantae, Streptophyta, Magnoliopsida, Proteales, Proteaceae. The coding region runs from base 262 to 2610 and encodes 782 amino acids. Gene Ontology annotation, biological process: RNA modification. The transcript has a single exon. Gene Ontology annotation, molecular function: RNA binding; protein binding.